AUGGACCAAUUUGAUGUCGCAGUUGUUGGCCUCGGAGUCCUCGGAAGUGGCGCCGCAUAUUACGCUGCUAAGAAGGGUGCCAAGGUCAUCGCUUUCGAGCAAUUUGAAUUAGGCCAUGUUCAUGGUGCUUCUCAUGAUACCUCACGCAUCGUUCGAACUUCAAAUUUUACCCCGGAAUUGGUUGCACUUGCAAAAUCAGCAUACAAAGAUUGGGCCGAGCUUGAAAAAGCCGCCGGUCAAAAGUUGUUGACCAUUACUGGCGGCGUGGUUUUCUUCCCCGAGGAGCCAAAUGCGCCCGCUCUUGCGAGUGACUUCACCAAGAGCCUCGAUACAAACGACGUACCUUAUGAACUUUUAGAUUCUCGAGAAGUGAAGGACCGAUGGCCGCAGUUUCAGAUUCCCGAAAAUGUCUCUACAGUGUACACAGCCGACACCGGCAUCGCACAUGCUUCUCGAGCAGUGAGCACCUUCCAGACACUAGCGCGUACCCAUGGAGCUAUUCUCAAGGAUCAAACCCGAGUGGACCGCAUCAUACCGAAGGCUGCGGGUACUGGUGCGGUUGUGAUCAAAACUUCAAAAGGACAAUUCCAAGCCGCCAAAGUUAUCCUUGCCACCGAUGCGUGGAUCAAUAAGCUACUUGGCCCCUUGGGCACACAUAUCCCAGUGUCUGUGAUGCAAGAGCAGGUUACAUACUUCAAGCCUACCGAAUCAGCAAAUUUCGAGUCCGACCGUUUCCCCGUCUGGAUAUGGAAUGGUGCAACGUGCUACUACGGGUUUCCCUGUUACGGAGAGCCGACUAUUAAGGCUGCUCGAGAUACUUCCAAUAAUUUUAUGACGCCAGAGCAGCGUACGUAUGUUCACUCGCCAUACCUGCUCAAUCAACUUUCGACCUUCCUAGGGAGCUUCAUUCCGGACAAAGCACGUCAAACGCUCCGCACCGUGACCUGCCAAUAUUCGAUUACUCCGGACCGACAAUUUGUUAUUAGCCCUCUUGAGAACCACCCCGACAUCAUUGUGGGCCUGGGCGCAGCUCAUGCUUUUAAGUUUGCUCCUGCAUUUGGCCGUGUACUAGCCGAACUUGCGGUGGAUGGCACUACCAAGGAAGAUAUAUCGAAGUUUGGUAUUCCGACAUCCGCUACUCAUAGCAGCAAGCUUUAG
Penicillium cataractarum is the source of this 1158-nucleotide messenger RNA. Its product is annotated as putative sarcosine oxidase. Gene Ontology annotation, molecular function: sarcosine oxidase activity; flavin adenine dinucleotide binding. The coding region runs from base 1 to 1158 and encodes 385 amino acids. The transcript has a single exon. The record is from RefSeq and is a predicted model, not a curated record. NCBI's taxonomy places the organism in Eukaryota, Fungi, Ascomycota, Eurotiomycetes, Eurotiales, Aspergillaceae.